This is a messenger RNA of Salvelinus namaycush (lake trout), 2208 nucleotides long. Its product is annotated as phospholipid phosphatase-related protein type 3-like. Bases 4 to 2208 code for a protein of 734 amino acids. Gene Ontology annotation, biological process: signal transduction; phospholipid metabolic process; phospholipid dephosphorylation. The transcript is spliced from 12 exons. The record is from RefSeq and is a predicted model, not a curated record. Gene Ontology annotation, molecular function: phosphatidate phosphatase activity. NCBI's taxonomy places the organism in Eukaryota, Metazoa, Chordata, Actinopteri, Salmoniformes, Salmonidae.
AGGAUGAUGUCGUCACCAAAAGCCAAGACCAAAAAGAAACCUCCCAAAGACAGCAUGACACUUCUACCAUGCUUCUACUUCAUAGAGCUCCCCAUCGUCCUCUCCUCCCUAGUCUCUCUCUACUUCAUGGAGUUGACAGACCUGUUGUCCCCGGCGACCCCUGGGUUCCAUUGCUAUGACCGUGACCUGUCGUUGCCCUACCUGGAGACAGGAGACGAACUGUUCCCUCUGCUGAUGUUACUGAGCCUGGCCUUCGCAGGACCGGCUGCCUCGAUCAUGCUGGGUGAAGGGCUGGUGUAUUGUUACCAGUCCAGAGUCAAACAGAGUAAAGCUGAUGGAUCCAUCAUCGCUGGAGGGUGUAACUUCAACUCCUUCCUACGGAGGACUGUUCGCUUUGUUGGUGUUCAUGUGUUUGGUCUCCUGGCAACUGCCCUAAUGACGGACAUCAUCCAGUUGGCUACUGGUUAUCCCACCCCUUUCUUCCUGACUGUCUGUCAGCCCAAUUACACGCUGCCUGGGAUGUCAUGUGACCAGAACAACUACAUCACACAGGACAUCUGCUCUGGGAAAGAUAUUUAUGCCAUCCUGUCAGCCAGGAAAACAUUUCCGUCCCAGCAUGCAACGCUUUCUGGCUUUGCUGCUGUCUACAUCUCUAUGUAUUUGAACAGUGUGAUCAGCAGCAGUACUAAGCUGGUGAAGCCGGUGCUGGUGUUUGGAUACUGUCUGGCUGCAGGCAUAGCAGGACUGACUCAGAUCACACAACACCGCUGCCAUCCCAGAGACGUCUAUGUUGGCUACGCCAUAGGAGCUGGCAUAGGAGUCUACCUGUCUCUGUAUGCAGUAGGUAACUUCAGGUCAUCCGAGGAGGACUGCCUCCCCCAGCCUGUCCGGAGGGCUGCCUCCCCCCCCCAGCAGCAGAGGGAGGUGGUGGUGAGGGGAAGAGCCCAGAGAGGUCAUGUUUCUCAGCACAGCUCUCUGUACCGCAGUAAGACCCCCAGACCAUCAGACAGCAGGGAGGAACUGGGGACUGGACGCUGCAAGGUAAGAGAUGAAGGGAGAGAGGUUCGUAGGGAGAAGGCCAGCGUAGCAUCUCUGAAGAGGGCCAGUGCUGAUGUGGAGCUCCUGGCACCCCGCGGCCCCAUGGGAAAGGAAACCAUGGUAACAUUCAGCAAUACCUUACCCCGCGUCGCCAACGGCAGCAGCAGCAUCUCGCCCCCCGGAGACGACCCCUCCAACCAGCGUCACAUGACCUUCCACCUGUCCUUCGACCCCCGCAGGUCACAACCAAGGCUGCGACCGCCGCUGUCGGCCAUUAGAGCCGUUGCCACGGCUACCCCAGCGCCAGCCCCACUGGUGCAUGUCCCUAAGGAGGGGAUUAGACACCCCCCUACUGUCUCCCCUCUACCUCCUACGGUCUCCCCUUUGCCUCCUUCUGUCUCCUCUCUACCUCCCCCCGUCUCCCCUAAGAGCGCGGUGACGCGUGCCAAGUUGAUGUCACUUAACCAGGGAGGGGAACGAGCCAGGGAGGGGCCUAUCCCUGUGACGACUCCGCGUGUGCCCACCCAGCCGCACAAUCAGCCACGAGUGGCGCAGGUCAUUGCCAUGUCCAAGCAGCAUGGACCAAUCAGCUCCUCUGCCAAGGGCUCUGACUCUGCCUCUUCCUGUGGGGGAGGAUCUUCAACAGGAAGCUCUGAGUCUCCGUACUACCGGGUCCCCUCUGACCAUGACAGCCACACCGGGAGUGUUACCGGGAGUAUUGUCACCAUAGACGCUCACGCCCCUCAUCACCCUGUGGUCAGGGUGUCUAGCAGUGCCAGUACCAGGAGUAACGGGACUCCGGGUGCCAGAGUAACAGCUGCCGGUAACGGGUCCCCCUGGGAGCGGAGGAACACCACCAGCGGGAGCCUGGGGAGCGUCGGUGAGCAGGGCCAGAGGGGGGCGCUGCAGCGCCAGGAGAAAGUCUCCGCACCGGAAUAUCGGGAAUACCGAACACUUCCUGUGAAAUCAGACUCUAUCUGCUCCUCCUCUCCCAGCCAGACGGAUCCCUCCACCCUCCCUCCACCUCCUCAUCCAGAUCUGCUGUUGGACAGUUACUCCCCCCCCCUCCCCCGCUCUAUGACUCUCCCCCGUCGGCCCACUGUCUCAGCCCACAGCCGCGCUGAUCAAGAAGUCUAUUACAAGACCAUGCAGACAGAGAGGAGAUUAUAA